CGCACCACAUGACUCCGCCGUCGGGAGAAACUUUUCCCGUCCCGCGGUCGGAAAAUGGCGGCGUAGGGAGCGGGGCUCUAGCAUCCCGGCGGCUCCCGGCGCCAUGACCCGCUGGGUACCCACCAAAAGGGAGGAGAAGUACGGCGUAGCUCUCUACAACUACGAUGCCAGGGGACCUGAUGAACUCUCACUGCAGAUUGGGGACACUGUGCACAUCCUGGAAACCUAUGAGGGUUGGUACAGGGGUUAUACACUACGAAAGAAAUCCAAGAAGGGCAUAUUCCCUGCCUCCUAUAUCCAUCUCAAGGAAGCAAUCGUUGAAGGCAAAGGCCAACACGAGACUGUGAUCCCCAACGAGCUGCCCCUGAUCCAGGAGGUCACCACCACGCUGAGGGAAUGGUCCAUCAUCUGGAGACAGCUCUAUGUGCAGGACAACAGGGAAAUGUUCCGCAGCGUCCGGCACAUGAUUUACGACCUGAUCGAGUGGAGAUCCCAAAUCCUCUCUGGGACCCUGCCCCAAGACGAGCUCAAGGAGCUGAAAAAGAAAGUGACUGCCAAAAUUGAUUAUGGCAACAGAAUUCUGGAUUUAGAUCUGGUGGUUAGAGAUGAAGAUGGCAACAUUUUGGACCCAGAGCAGACCAGCACCAUCAGCCUUUUCAGAGCACAUGAAAUCGCUUCCAAGCAAGUGGAGGAGAGGCUGCAGGAGGAAAAAUCUCAGAAGCAGAAUAUUGAUAUCAACAGACAAGCCAAGUUUGCUGCCACUCCUUCAUUUGCUUUAUUUGUGAAUUUAAAAAACGUCGUGUGUAAAAUAGGAGAAGAUGCAGAAGUGCUGAUGUCUCUGUAUGACCCCCUGGAAUCCAAAUUCAUCAGUGAGAACUACCUGGUGAGGUGGUCGAGCUGUGGCCUCCCCAAGGACAUUGACAGGCUGCACAACCUGAGGGCUGUGUUCACCGACCUGGGCAGCAAGGACCUGAAGAGGGAGAAGAUCAGUUUUGUGUGUCAGAUCGUGCGUGUGGGCAGGAUGGAGCUGCGGGACAACAACACCAGGAAGCUGACGUCGGGGCUGCGCAGGCCCUUCGGGGUGGCAGUGAUGGAUGUUACCGACAUCAUUAACGGCAAGGUUGAUGAUGAGGACAAGCAGCACUUCAUCCCCUUCCAGCCGCUAGCGUUGGAUGACGCCAUUCGACACAAGCAGCUGAACAUAUCAUCCCGUUUUUCACCCAGGGUGGCAGGGGAGAAUGAUUUCCUGCAGACUGUUAUAAACAAAGUGAUUGCUGCUAAAGAAGUCAACCACAAGGGUCAGGGUCUGUGGGUGACUUUGAAACUUCUUCCAGGAGAUAUCCAUCAGAUUAGGAAAGAGUUUCCACACUUAGUGGACAGGUCAACAGCAGUGGCUCGGAAAAUGGGCUUUCCUGAGAUAAUCAUGCCUGGAGAUGUUAGAAAUGACAUCUAUGUCACCUUGGUGCAGGGAGAUUUUGACAAAGGCAGUAAAACCACAGCAAAGAAUGUGGAAGUCACAGUGUCUGUUUAUGAUGAAGAUGGCAAGAGAUUAGAGAGUGUUAUUUUUCCUGGUGCUGGUGAUGAAGCCAUCUCAGAGUACAAGUCAGUGAUCUAUUACCAAGUAAAGCAGCCUCGCUGGUUUGAGACUGUAAAGGUUGCCAUCCCCAUCGAGGACGUGAACCGCAGCCACCUGAGGUUCACCUUCCGCCACAGAUCCUCCCAGGACUCCAAAGACAAAUCUGAGAAAAUAUUUGCUCUGGCAUUUGUGAAGCUCAUGAGAUAUGAUGGGACGACUCUGAGGGAUGGAGAGCAUGACCUUAUAGUUUACAAGGCAGAGGCCAAGAAGCUGGAGGAUGCCUCCACCUAUCUGAGUCUGCCAUCCACAAAGAUUGAGCUGGAGGAGAAGGGACACUCAGCCACAGGCAAGAGCAUGCAGAACCUUGGGAGCUGCACCAUCAGCAAGGACUCCUUCCAGAUUUCCACCCUGGUCUGCUCAACAAAGCUUACCCAGAAUGUUGAUCUCUUGGGACUGCUGAAGUGGAGAUCCAACACGAGCCUGUUGCACCAGAACUUGAAGCAGCUGAUGAAAGUUGAUGGUGGUGAAGUGGUCAAGUUCCUUCAAGAUACACUGGAUGCCCUUUUUAACAUCAUGAUGGAGAACUCAGAGAGUGAAACCUUUGACACUUUGGUGUUUGAUGCUUUGGUAUUUAUCAUUGGACUGAUUGCUGACAGAAAAUUUCAACAUUUCAACCCUGUCUUGGAGACCUACAUCAAGAAGCAUUUCAGUGCUACCUUGGCCUACACGAAACUGACCAAGGUUUUAAAAACCUACGUGGACAAUGCUGAGAAGUGUGGGAUCACUGAUCAACUCUUCAAAGCCAUGAAAGCCCUGGAAUACAUCUUCAAGUUCAUUGUCCGCUCCAGGAUAUUGUUCAACCAGCUGUAUGAAAACAAAGGAGAAGCAGACUUCAGGGAGUCUCUGCUGCAGCUCUUCAAGUCCAUCAAUGAGAUGAUGAGCAGCAACUCUGACCAGACUGUCAUAGUGAAGGGUGCAGCACUGAAAUACUUGCCAGCAAUUGUCAAUGAUGUGAAAUUGGUGUUUGAUCCAAAGGAACUCAGCAAGCUCUUCACCGAGUUCAUCCUCAACGUGCCCGUGAGCCGCCUGACCAUCCAGAAGCUCUACUGCCUCAUCGAGAUCGUGCACAGCGACCUCUUCACCCAGCACGACUGCAGGGAAAUCUUGCUGCCAACAAUGACAGACCAGCUCAAGUAUCACUUGGAGAGACAAGAAGAUUUGGAGGCUUGCUGCCAGUUGCUGAGUAACAUCCUGGAAGUGCUCUACAAGAAAGACGUGGGCCCCACACAGCGCCAUGUGCAGAUCAUCAUGGAGAACCUGCUGAGGACAGUGAACCGAACUGUGAUUUCCAUGGGCCGGGACUCAGAGCUCAUUGGGAGUUUUGUGGCCUGCAUGACAGCCAUCCUGAGGCAAAUGGAGGAUUACCACUAUGCCCAUUUAAUCAAGACUUUUGGCAAGAUGAGGUCGGAUGUUGUGGAUUUCCUGAUGGAGACAUUCAUCAUGUUCAAGAACCUGAUUGGGAAGAACGUCUACCCCUUCGACUGGGUGAUCAUGAACAUGAUGCAGAACAAAGUCUUCCUGCGAGCAAUUAAUCAGUAUGCAGAUAUGCUAAACAAAAAAUUCCUUGAUCAAACCAACUUUGAGUUACAGCUCUGGAACAACUAUUUCCACCUGGCUGUUGCUUUUCUCACACAAGAAUCUUUACAACUGGAGAAUUUUUCAAGUGCUAAAAGAGCAAAAAUCCUUAACAAGUACGGGGACAUGAGGAGGCAGAUUGGGUUUGAGAUCAGGGACAUGUGGUACAACCUGGGUCAGCAUAAAAUCAAGUUCAUCCCAGAAAUGGUGGGGCCAAUCCUGGAGAUGACCCUGAUCCCAGAAACAGAGCUGCGGAAAGCCACCAUCCCCAUCUUCUUUGACAUGAUGCAGUGUGAAUUCCACUCCACCAGGAGCUUCCAGAGGUUCGAAAACGAGAUCAUCACCAAACUGGAUCACGAAGUGGAAGGAGGCCGUGGAGAUGAGCAGUACAAAGUGUUAUUUGACAAAAUUCUCUUGGAGCACUGCAGGAAACACAAAUACCUGGCCAAGAGUGGGGAGACCUUUGUGAAGCUGGUGGUGAGGCUGAUGGAGAGGCUGCUGGACUACAGGACCAUCAUGCACGACGAGAACAAGGAGAACCGCAUGAGCUGCACCGUCAACGUGCUGAAUUUCUACAAGGAGAUCGAGAGGGAAGAGAUGUACAUAAGGUACCUGUACAAGCUGUGUGACCUGCACAAGGAGUGUGACAACUACACAGAGGCUGCCUACACCUUACUCCUGCACGCAAAGCUCCUCAAGUGGUCAGAAGAAGCAUGUGCAGCACAUCUUACCCAGCGGGAUGGAUACCAAGCUGCUACUCAAGGACAGCUGAAAGAUCAGCUCUAUCAAGAAAUUAUCCAUUACUUUGACAAGGGCAAGAUGUGGGAAGAGGCCAUUGCCUUGGGUAAAGAACUUGCAGAACAGUAUGAAAAUGAAAUGUUUGAUUAUGAACAACUCAGUGAACUGCUGAGGAAACAAGCCCAGUUCUAUGAAAACAUUGUGAAGGUGAUACGACCAAAACCAGAUUAUUUUGCUGUUGGAUACUAUGGCCAGGGAUUCCCAACAUUCAUAAGGAACAAAGUGUUCAUUUACCGGGGCAAGGAGUACGAGCGCCGCGAGGACUUUGAGGCGCGGCUGCUGACGCAGUUCCCCAACGCCGAGAAGAUGAAGACAACGUCACCCCCCGGUGAUGACAUCAAAACCUCCUCUGGCCAGUAUAUUCAGUGCUUCACUGUAAAGCCCAAACUGGAUUUACCCUCGAAAUUUCACAGGCCGGUGUCAGAGCAAAUAGUGAGUUUCUACAGGGUGAAUGAAGUCCAACGCUUUGAGUAUUCACGUCCUGUUCGAAAAGGAGAGAAAAACCCAGACAACGAAUUUGCAAACAUGUGGAUUGAGAGAACCAUCUACGUGACAGCCUACAAAUUACCGGGGAUCCUCAGGUGGUUUGAGGUCAAAUCAGUUUUCAUGGUGGAGAUCAGCCCGCUGGAAAACGCCAUAGAAACCAUGCAGCUGACCAAUGACAAGAUCAAUAACAUGGUGCAGCAGCACCUCAACGACCCCAACCUGCCCAUCAACCCCCUGUCCAUGCUGCUCAACGGCAUCGUGGACCCUGCUGUCAUGGGGGGCUUCGCCAACUACGAGAAGGCUUUUUUUACUGAAAAAUACAUGCACGAGCAUCCAGAAGAUCAUGACAAGAUUGAGAAGCUGAAGGAUCUGAUUGCUUGGCAGAUCCCAUUCCUGGCUGAAGGCAUCCGGAUCCACGGGGAGAAGGUGACAGAGGCCCUGAGGCCGUUCCAUGAGAGGAUGGAGGCGUGUUUCAGGCAGCUGAAGGACAAGGUGGAGAAGCAGUACGGCGUCCGCGCCAUCCUGUCGGGGCUGGAGGAGCGGCGGGGCAGCCGGCCGCGCUCCAUGGUGCGCUCCUUCACCAUGCCCUCCUCCUCCCGGCCCCUCUCCGUGGCCUCCGUGUCCUCCCUCUCCUCGGACAGCACUCCCUCCCGGCCCGGCUCCGACGGGUUCGUGCUGGAGCCCCUCCUGCCAAAAAAGAUGCAUUCUAGGUCGCAAGAUAAAUUGGACAAGGAUGACCUAGAUAAAGAUAAAAAGGAAAAGAAGAAGGAGAAGAGGAACAGCAAGCAUCAAGAGAUAUUUGAUAAAGAAUUUAAAUCUACUGAUAUUUCUCUGCAGCAGGCUGAAGCAGUGAUCCUUUCAGAAACGAUCAGCCCCCUGAGGCCGCAGAGACCCAAGAGCCAGGUGCUGAGCGUGAUGUCCAGCGAGCGGCGAUUCUCCGUGUCCCCAGCGCCGCCCAGCUCCCAGCUGAGCCCGCCCCCCAUCACCCCUCGGGCCAAACUCGCCUUCAGCAUCCAGCCCAAUCUGGAGCUGAAUGGGAUGUCCAGCUCCGACAUCCCCGACGUUCCCCCUCCUCUGCCCCUCAAAGGAAGCACGGCCGACUACGGGAACCUCAUGGAGAGCCAGGACCUGGUCAGCCCCACCACGUCCCCCCCUGCCCACCAACGGGAUUUUUCCUCUUCUGGGAAGCUGAGGCCCCAGAGAAAGAAUGUAAACGAUGGUUCUCUGCUGCUGUGGAAUGCAACAGGUGUAGCUGUGGUUGGUCUUCUCACCUGCCUCCUCCUCUGCCCAGCAAGACUCCACCGCCGCCGCCUCCCAAGACGACGCGGAAGCAAACGUCUGUUGACUCUGGGAUUGUCCAGUGAAGAAGGAAGCGGGUUGUUUUCCAAAGAUCAAGCUGUAACAAUUCAUUUCCCUAAGUAUUUUAUGGUCUAUAAUGUUUACCUCAUUCAGGUGUGCAGUAUCUAACAUUUAGUGCAAUGGUAACUCCGUAAGAAAUCCAUUUCUCGCCGUGUGUCAGACCCAACACUACAUCCCCUUGUUUUUGGGAUCAUUCCCUCCCAUAACUUGAAAGAAAUCUGGAUUUCUACUUGAGACUUGGGAACUCCACCAACUGACAGAACCCUCUUCCUAAACCUUCUCCCUGCUUCUGGAUAACGCCAGGCACAGAGCUGAACAUGGAGAUCAAAAUGAGAGCUGGAAAUGUUGUACCUAAAGGUUUUGGGUACCUCCGGAGCUUCAAAUGAGCAGAGUUUUUGUACCUAAUCUCAGUGUAUAUAGGAAUCAAUGACAAUAUUCGCUUGGAAUUCAGGGCAAGAGGAGGUUUCCCAGUGAGGUGAAGCUGCUGUAGGAUUUCCCUGAAUAACAGGGAUUUUAGCCCAGGGUUAUAAAUCAGACACCGCUGAUUUGUGAAAUUGGUCUGUGUUACAAAUAACCUGAUUGCAAUGAGCACAGUGGGGAUUUGGGGCUGUCUUGGCCACGGUGACCACGAUGCCAUCGAGUUUAAAACCUCUGGUGAGAGGAGGAAAAGUGCCAGCAGAACCUCCCCUCUGACCAUGAGGCUGCUCAGGGAAUUUGUGAAGUCCCCUGGGAAAAUGUUCUUGUAGGUGCUGGGGUCCAUCAGUGCUGGUCCCUUUUUAAACAUCACCUCCCAAGGGCACAGGAGCAGCAAUUCCCAAAUGUUGGAAGUCAAGCAGAGCUGGCUUGGCUGAACAGGGAUCUCCUCUUGGAUAUCAGGUGGAAAAGGAAGGUGUGUGCCAGUGGAAGCAAGGUCAGGGGCAUGGGAACAACACAGAGCUGCAGCUCCCCACUGCAGGGAGAAAACUCCUGUGGUCAAAGCUCAGCUGGAGCUGGAGCUGCCAGAACUGUUGGGGACACACACAAAAAAAGAAUUUUUUUCAAAUAUAUCAAUGGCAAAAGGCAGUGUAAAAAUAUCAUCAGCCCAUUCUAGGAUGGGCACCUCACAAACAGGGACAGGGACCAGGCAGAGGUGUUUUACACAUCCUUUGUCUGUCUUCAGCGUGGGUCACAGACCGAGAGGGUCCCAGUGCCCUGAGGACCAUGACUGUGGCAAUGAUCAACUCCCAGUCAGCCUGAAACUGCAGGAUCUGCAGCCCCAGCUGAACCCUGCAAACCUAUGGGCCCUGAUGGGAUUCAUCCAGAGUCCUCAAAGAGCUGCUGAUCCCAUCAUAAAACCUCUCCUGAUGAUUUUUGAGCAGUCUGGGGAAUCCAGAGAGGUCCCAGCUGACUGGAAGCUGGGAAUGUUGUCCUGAUUUUCAAGAAGGGCAAGAAGGAGGACGCUGGAAACUACAAGCCCAGUAAAAUCAUGGAGAAGAUUGUUCUGGGAGGUCCUGGAAAACACCUGGAGGACAAUGCAGUCAUGGGUCACAGCCAGCACAGCUCCAUGAGGGAAAAUCCUGCUUGUGGAACCCAAUUUCCUUCUUUACCCCCGCAGGGUAACCCAGCUGGCUGAUCCAGGAAAGCCAGGAGAUGGAAUCUUUUUGGACUUCUGCAAAGCUUUUGAUACAUCUCCCACAGGAUCCUUUUGGACAAAAUGUCCAUCCUGCAGCUGGAGGAACACAUCAUGGUUUGGGUGAGCAGCUGGCUCAGGGUAGGUGACAGUGACGGGGGUGGCACCAGGCUGGCACCAGUCACAAUAUAAACAGGACAUUAAACUGUUAGAGGGUGUCCAAGGGGAAGGGAUUGAGGAGAAGCCGUGUGAGGAGCAGCUGAGGGCACUUGGAAUGUUCAGCUGGAGGAGAGGAGGCUGAGGGGAGGCCUUGGUGGGACAGCAGCAUCCUGCUGUGGGAAAUGCCACAGUUCAUUGUCACAGUCAGGGACAGGAGCCAGGGAAUGGCUGGAGCUGGGCCAGGGAGGUUUUAGGUUGGAUUUAGGGAAAGGUUCAUCCCCAGAGGGUGCUGGCACUGCCCAGGGAAUGGGCACAGCCCCAAGGCUGCCGGAGCUCCAGGAGGGUUUGGACACCACUCUAGGGUGGGAUUUUGGGGUGUCUGUGCAGGGGUAAGAGCUGGAUCAAUGAUCCCUGAGGGUCCCUCCCAGCUGAGGAUGAUCUGUGAGUAAUGGGCUCUGUAAAAUCACUGGUGAUCACCCACUGCCAUUGCCAUUCAGCUGGGGUGUCCAUGAGGGGAAAACAACAGCCUUGGAGCUGCCAACGAGGAUAUGGCAGAGAAAACAGUGAGCAGAGAGGAGACUCCUGGUCAUUCUGAACCUAAAUGUUGAGUACAGAAACGGGAAGAGCUUUUUCCUUUCUCUGUUGUGUAAUAUUUCACGUUGGAUUAGGAUGAACUGAGCGGAAUCACUUUGUCCUUGUGCCAUCAUUCUGUACAGUGUUUGUAUAUAUGAUGGUUUUUAGAAUGUUUUAAUUUUUAUGGUGCCUGCUUUUCACGUCAUAAUGAUUAAUGUGCCUGCAAAGAAUGCUUUAUGUAUUCUUAAUUUCCUAAUUGCUGAAAGUGUAAAGAAAAGACAAAAAGUGGUUUUUUUCGAGAUAUUAAACUCUGAGAAAUAUCAGACUGAUGGGAUGGGGUUUUGGGAGGGAGGAAGGAAACUAACUUUGUAUUCUAGUGGUUUUUUAUUGUCAUCACACUUGGUUUUUUUAUUAUCUACAAUCUUUUUACUCUUACAGUAGAUUGUUUUUAAAUAUACCACUGACUCAAAAAAAUAAACUAUUAUUUUAAAA
This is a messenger RNA of Melospiza melodia melodia, 8687 nucleotides long. RefSeq names its product dedicator of cytokinesis 1 (gene DOCK1). The transcript has 53 exons. NCBI's taxonomy places the organism in Eukaryota, Metazoa, Chordata, Aves, Passeriformes, Passerellidae. Gene Ontology annotation, molecular function: small GTPase binding; guanyl-nucleotide exchange factor activity. The record is from RefSeq and is a predicted model, not a curated record. Bases 104 to 5962 code for a protein of 1952 amino acids. Gene Ontology annotation, biological process: cell migration; small GTPase-mediated signal transduction; myoblast fusion. Gene Ontology annotation, cellular component: cytoplasm; plasma membrane.